CAGUGAUUUCGAGCCUGCUACAGUGAUUUCAAGUCAGAUCUAUGGGUUUUGAGGGUUUUCAGACUGAUUUCAACCCAUUUUUUGCUGAUUUUGGACCAGAUCUAUGGUGGGUAAGUGUCGAAUCCCUAUUUUCUUUGCUGGGUUGUUGCUAGAUUGCUCCGUAGAUGUCAAUUUGAGUAUGAUUACUGUUGAUUAAGUGUUUUGGGGGUUGUUCUGUUGAAAUUGGUGACUAAGUUGACUGGGUUUUCAUUAUUUGGGGUUGAUUGACUUGUUUGAAGUUGAUUGUGGUGUUGUAAUGGCUUAUUGGGCUAGAAGUAGAAGAGGAAGCAGAGGUAGAGGCUUUGUGGUGAACAAUGGUGAAGAGAAUGAGUUUGGCAACCAAAACCAUAAGAUUCAAGAGUUGAGACAACAAGUUGCUACCCUAACGGCGAUGGUGCAAGGCUUGCAAGUGUCGCGCACGGGUAGUGGAGGGUCCAAGGACUCUCAAAGUCACUUUGACAAUCCUUUUGGUGAUCCGAAUUGGCGUAGGCCACUUCCACUCACUCUCCUUAUAGGUGGGAGAAGAACAUCAAGAUUGAACUCCCCGAGUUCAAUGGAAGUCUUAACCCGGAUGAGUUUGUUGAUUGGAUUAAUACAGUUGAAAGAGUGUUUGAUUAUGGAGACGUCUCCGAGGAGAAGAAGGUGAAGUUAGUGGCUAUCCGCCUCAAAGAAAGAGCUUCUGCUUGGUGGGAGCAAUUGCAAGGAACUAGGCUACGAAGAGGAAAGGGAAAGAUUAGAGAAUGGGAGAAAAUGAAGAAGAAACUCAAUGAACAAUUCUUGCCAUUCAACUAUAUACAAAAUCUCUAUAAGAAUUUGCAUAAUCUCAAACAAGUUGGAAGUGUUGAUGAGUACAAGGAGGCUUUCCAUCAACUUGUUGCUAGAGUUGAUUUGAAUGAAAGUGAAGAUCAAAUGGUUGCAAGGUACAUAAGUGGGUUGACAAUCACAAUCCAAGAUGCCCUCGCUAUGCAAACUUUGUGGACGGAUUCGGAAGCUUACAAUCGGGCCUUGGUGGCCAAAAGCAAGAAAAGAGGAAGUUUUCGAGAUCCGGGCAACAAUAUCAAGGCGGUUCCAAGUCCGGGCAGCCAUUUUACUCUUAUGCUAGAGGUGGUUCUUCCUCUAGUGGUGGCCAAGGUGCUUCUUCCGGAGUUGGUACUCAAAACCGAGCAGAUAAAGUUUCAACAUCCGCUCAAAAUUAGUCUCAAUCCGGUGCUUCGGGGGCUCGAAAUCAAUUCCAAAGUGGGGGUUUCAAGUGCUUCAAGUGUGGGGAACCGGGUCACAAGUCUUCGGAUUGUCGUAAGACUUCCGGAGGUCGUAACAAGGCACUUUUCAUUGAGGUGGUUACGGAACAAGGUUGUAAGGAUGAUAUUCCCGUUUAUAACGAAGAAAUAUGUGAAGAAAUUGGAGGUGAUAAUGAGGAAGAAGAAGGCUAUGCGUUGAUGAUAAAAAAAACUCUCCUUACUCCUAAGGAUGUUGGUAAUGAAGAUUGGUUGCGUACCAAUAUCUUUUACACCACUUGCAAUGUUGGUGGUAGAGUUUGCAACAUGAUUAUUGAUAGCGGAAGUUGUGAGAAUGUAGUCUCUCAAGAGGUGGUGGACAAGUUACAACGCAAAGUGGAGGAGCAUCCCCAUCCUUAUACCCUUUCUUGGUUCAAGAAGGGUAAUGAAAUCAGGGUGACUAAAAGGUGCUUGGUAUCUUUCUCCAUUCGGCAAAAGUACUUUGAUGAAGUUUGGUGCGAUGUGGUUCCUAUGGAUGCUUGUCAUAUACUACUUGGUCGCCUAUGGCAAUAUGAUAGGCAUUCCAUCCAUGAUGGAAAGAAGAAUACCUACACUGUCCUUAAGGAGAAGCGACAAUUCACUUUGUUACCUAUGAAGGAGAAGGUGACUACGAAGCCUCCUCCCACUACGUUGCUUGCUUCUAAAGGAUUUCUCAAGGAAAAUCAUGAAACCGGGUAUGUUCUAAUGUUGGUUCCUAUGGCGGAUAUGGGUGUGUCAGAUGUUCCCGAGGCGAUUUCUAAACUUUUGAAGGAGUAUGUUGAUGUGUUUCCUCAAGAGUUGCCUCCCGACUUGCCUCCUUUGCGAGAUAUUCAACAUUGUAUCGACUUGGUAACCGGGGCGCCCCUUCCGAACAAGCCUGCAUAUAGAAUGUCUCCAAGGGAGAGGGAAGAGAUUCAAAGGCGAGUUAAGGAUCUUCUAGAGAAAGACUACAUAAGGGCAAGCCUUAGCCCUUGUGUGGUGCCGGCUCUUUUGACUCCGAAGAAGGAUGGUUCGUGGAGGAUGUGUGUGGAUAGUAAAGCUAUCAACAAGAUCACUAUCAAGUACCGCUUUCCCAUUCCAAGGCUAGAUGAUAUGUUGGAUUGACUUGCCGGUUCAAAGGUCUUCUCAAAGAUUGAUCUAAGAAGUGGUUAUCAUCAAAUUCGAGUUCGCCCGGGAGAUGAAUGGAAAACGGCUUUCAAGACCCCUCAUGGCCUCUUUGAAUGGCUUGUGAUGCCUUUUGGUCUUACCAAUGCUCCAAGCACUUUUAUGCGGGUAAUGACUCAAAUGCUUCAACCUCUCUUAGGUAUAUGUGUAGUUGUGUACUUUGAUGAUUGAUGAUAUAUUGGUGUAUAGUCGGUGUUUUGAAGAUCACUCAUCCCACCUCCAACAUGUCUUUGAAAUCUUGAGAAAAGAGAAGUUUUAUGGGACUUGAAGAAGUGUAGUUUUGCUGUUGAUAAGAUGGUAUUUUUGGGGUAUAUUGUGUCUUCAAAGGGGGUUCACAUGGAUGAAGACAAGAUUAAGGCCAUUGUGGAGUUUUCAUGGGUUAGCUACCUUCUACCGGAGGUUCAUUGCCAACUUUAGUAGUAUCGCGGCUCCUCUUACCGAUUGUCUCAAGCAAAGGGUGUUUAUAUGGUCCCAAGAAGCCGCCGAGAGUUUUAAAUUGUUGAAGUUCAAGCUUACGGAAGCUCCUAUCUUGGCCUUACCCAACUUUGACAAAACUUUUGAACUUGAUUGUGAUGCUUCGGGAGUGGGAAUUGGUGGAGUCUUAAGCCAAGGUGGUCAACCUGUUGCUUUCUUUAGCGAGAAGUUGAACGGUGCUAAACUCAAGUACUCUACUUAUGACUUGGAAUUCUAUGCCAUUGUCCAAGCCAUCAAGCAUUGGAGUUACUACCUUGCCUACACUGAAUUUGUCCUCAACACCGAUCAUGAAGCUCUUAAGCAAUGUUAUCAAUACCGGUUCCGUACCGACCGGUACGUACCGUUUUUGACAGAAUCCGGUAUCCUGUACCUCUAAUUUUGUUCCGGCUCAAAUACCGGUCGGUACCGGACAUACCGGUCGGUACUGGGCGGUACCGGAUUACUUUUAAAUUUAUUUUUUUCUUCAAGAACCGGACAAUACCGGACGGUACCGGGCAAAUACUGGACGGUACCGGUCAAAUACAGGAUGGUACCGGGAAAAUACCGGAUUUUUUUAUUUUUUAUUAUUUUAAAAAAGUGUAUAUUAUACUAUAAAUUCUUUUAAGUAGGAAAAUAACACUAAUAGCGAUCAAUCCGAAACGGUACCUGAUAUUUGACCGGUACAGGUACGUAUCGUACCAGUGGGAAAACCGGUACCCUGACCGGUACGGUAUUCAUAACAUUGCUCUUAAGUACAUCAAUAGCCAACAACACCUCAAUAAACGGCAUGCCAAGUGGGUGGCUUAUCUACAACAAUUCACGUUAUCUUUGAGGCACAAAUCGGGGAUUCUCAACAAAGUGGCCGAUGGUUUGAGUAGAAGAGUGGCUCUCUUGGUGGAAAUGAAGAACAAGGUUGUUGGGUUUGAAGAAUUUCGCACUUUCUAUGCCGAAGAUCCUUAUUUUAGUAAGCUAAUCGAUGCUUUGCAAAUGGGUAAUAAGGUUGUCGAUCCAUGUUUCAUGUUGAAGGAUGGAUUUCUCUUCAAAGAACUUAAAUUGUGUGUCCCUACAUGCUCUUUAAGUGAGCAAUUAUUGGCCGAAAGUCACAAGUUGGGUCAUUUUGGCAAGGAUAAGACUUUAGCAUUGCUUCAAGAUGCAUACUAUUGGCCGGGAAUGAGUAAAGAUGUGGGGGGGCUAUGUGCAAAGAUGCCAAACUUGCCAACGGAGUAAGGGAACAGCCACUAAUGCGGGAUUGUAUUUGCCUUUACCUGUGCUGGAAAGUCCUUGGAAAUGCGUGAGUAAGGAUUUUAUCUUGGGGCUUCCUCCUAUGCAAAGGCGGAGUGAUUCUAUCAUGGUGGUAGUGGAUCGGUUUUCAAAAAUGGCUCAUUUCAUACCUUGUAAGAAGACUAUGGAUGCGACUAACAUUGCCAAUCUCUAUUUCAAGGAGGUCUACAAGUUGCAUGGCGUCCCUACUUCUAUUGUCUCCGAUAGAGAUGCUAAGUU
Messenger RNA from Rhododendron vialii, 4409 nucleotides. RefSeq lists its product as uncharacterized. The record is from RefSeq and is a predicted model, not a curated record. Lineage: Eukaryota; Viridiplantae; Streptophyta; Magnoliopsida; Ericales; Ericaceae. The transcript has a single exon. Bases 1476 to 2396 code for a protein of 306 amino acids.